AGCGUGUACGCGUGUGUCUCAAACUAUAUUGGUAUGACCAAACUGAAAGAGCUGAUUGGGAGGUUGAAGGACAAAGCGUCGCAGGGCAAAGCCGCCAUCCUCUCCAAACGCGCCACUCUCUCUCUCCUACGCGCCACUAGCCACGACCCCUUCACCCCUCCCACCUCCAAUCACCUCUCCACGUUCCUCAUCGCCGGCGAUGGAUCACGAGUCACGGCCUCCGCCGCCAUGGAGCUUCUCAUGGACCGCCUCCAGAGCACCCAGAGCUCUGCCGUGGCGCUCAAGUGCCUCAUCGCCAUCCACUGCGUGGUAAAGCGCGGCAGCUUCAUCAUGAGAGAUCAGCUUCCGUACAGCUGCGGCGGCGGCGGCAGGAACUACCUUAACCUCUCCAAAUUCCGCGAUAGGAGCAGUCCCGUAUCCUGGGAACUGUCUUCGUGGGUACGAUGGUACGCUAAACACGUGGAACAGCUUCUCUGGGCUUCCAGGAUCGUUGGCUUCUUCCUCGGCGUUGAAGCUGAAGAAGACUCAAGUCAAGGGUGGUGGACGAAAGCAGGAGAAGAGAGAGCUUCAAGCCUUAGCAACGGUGAGCUGUUGAGAGAGACGGAUGCUCUGUUGGCGGUUAUUGAAGGGAUUGGGGGAAUACCCGACGCAGCAUGCAUGGAAGGGAACAAGCUAGUUGGUGAGAUAUGGAGUGUGGUGGAAGAGGAUGUGAUUGUGGCGCUGAGCGAGGUUUUGGUUAGAGUUAACGAGUUGAGGGAGCGUUUUGGGUGUCUGAGUUUUGGAGAAGUGGUGGAGUUGGUUUACGUGUUGAACAGAUUGGAGAAGUGCAAAGAGACGGUGGAAGAGGUGGUGGUGGUGGUGGCAGAGAAACAGAGAUUAUUAUGGGAUGUAGUGAGAGAAGUGAAGGAGAAGGUUGAGAAGAAGGUGUUCAGGGAAGAAGGGAAAACGAUGAGAAGACAGAGACACAGGACAACAAAGUCAGAAAGGUUUGAAUUUCCGACGCUUUUGAUCGAUUCUCUUGAUUUGGUUCGGUUUCCCUCCGCAAGGUUGUUGUGAAUUAUUUUGUAAAUACAAAUUAUCAUCUUGUUCGUGUUUUACCAACUCAAGAUUCAAAUGGGAAUGGUUCAUUCUUAUGUUUAA
Molecule: messenger RNA, 1140 nt
Organism: Vigna radiata var. radiata (mung bean)
Lineage: Eukaryota; Viridiplantae; Streptophyta; Magnoliopsida; Fabales; Fabaceae
Product: putative clathrin assembly protein At4g40080
Exons: 2
Coding region: 34-1056 (340 amino acids)
Biological process (GO): vesicle budding from membrane; clathrin-dependent endocytosis; clathrin coat assembly
Cellular component (GO): clathrin-coated pit; clathrin-coated vesicle
Molecular function (GO): clathrin heavy chain binding; 1-phosphatidylinositol binding; SNARE binding
Source: RefSeq, a predicted model, not a curated record